UCCGUGCCCAAAUUAUUGGUUCAUAAAUUUCCAUCGAAAUCAUGAAAGCCUUUAUCUCAUCACCUCUAUCCGUCAUACUUUUGAUUAUCGUUUCAUUUUCCGGAAUAACUACGCAGGAAGAUCCAGCUCCAAUGCCAUCCGUCGACGGCGCAAAGAUGGGAGGUACGUGCGAACUUCAAGUCAACGCUUUGUCGGGUCUCAGCGUCGCCAAAUUGGACGGCGUUUGUUACGAUAACAAAGUUACGGAUCGAAUCUGCUGCAAGAAUGCGGGCGUUUUGGGAAAAUCGGAUUCCGACGGUGGAGCCGUCACGAUUCGCCAAUCCUGCCAAGCCAAUCAAUACUGCUGUGCCGUGAAGGCGUUCUUGGAUAAAGUUAAAGAAGUCAAUGUGCUCUGUUAAAUUGUUUCAAAUUUUCUAGAAAUAAGUUGUCGGAAAUUAUGAAAUAAGAAAUUUAACA
Molecule: messenger RNA, 456 nt
Organism: Folsomia candida
Lineage: Eukaryota; Metazoa; Arthropoda; Collembola; Entomobryomorpha; Isotomidae
Exons: 2
Coding region: 42-398 (118 amino acids)
Source: RefSeq, a predicted model, not a curated record